Bolinopsis microptera is the source of this 1735-nucleotide messenger RNA. Its product is annotated as cathepsin L2-like. Gene Ontology annotation, cellular component: lysosome. NCBI's taxonomy places the organism in Eukaryota, Metazoa, Ctenophora, Tentaculata, Lobata, Bolinopsidae. The transcript is spliced from 12 exons. The coding region runs from base 65 to 1522 and encodes 485 amino acids. Gene Ontology annotation, molecular function: cysteine-type endopeptidase activity. The record is from RefSeq and is a predicted model, not a curated record.
CACUAAUAAACUCGUCACAACUAUAUUUAGCUAAUGAACCCAUGUCCAUUUGGUGAAUCAGCUAAUGAUCAUGAAUUUAGCUCUGUCAAAUCUUAGAGUGAUAUUGUUGUAUUCUCUGCUGGUACAUUUUGUGGAUUGUGAGGACGAAGCUGUUAAAGAGGAAAUUCUUCAUGCAUCUAGUUAUGCAGAUGCUUAUGAUAAGUACAAGAAUGCGUUUCAACCUGAAAAUAAAAGUGCCUGGUUGGGAGCAUUGUCUUUAAGUCCUGAACAAAGAAGAAAAAAAGAAAUAAAGGAGAAACGCAAACAGCAGUUAUUUAUGAAAAGACUUAAAUCAUGUAACAAGCACAACAAAAACUUCAAAGAGGGUAUAUCAGGGUUCUCUGAAACUGUUAAUAAGUUCACUAUCAUGGAAGAUGAUGAAAGAAUGAGUUAUACAGGAGUUGAUUUAAAUUCAACUGAAAUCGAUGCAGCCGAAUUUAGAGUGAAGAGACAAACUUCAAAUAUUUUACCGAGUGAUCUUCCUCAAUCUGUUAACUGGGUGGAAAAGGGCUAUGUGACAGAACCUAAGAAUCAGAAAGGAUGUGGCUCAUGUUGGGCAUUCAGUGCAAUGGUGCCGCUAGAAUAUGCAUACAAGAAAGUCACAAAGAACCUUAUAUCACUCUCAGAACAGGAUUUAAUGGACUGUAAACGUAAAGAUACGUAUCCAGAUAGAACUGGAUGUAUGGGGGGACACAUGUUUGGAGCAUGGAAGUAUUUAAUGGAAGCUCAAUCACUUGCCAGCACUGAAGAGUAUCCCUAUCAGGCCACAGGUCUGCCUUGUCGCAGUGAAGAACAUACAAAUGCUUUAGCCAAUAAAUUUACUCUUACCAGUAUCCAGCGUGUGAAAAAAGGCUCCGUUGAAGAGGUAAUGUCAGCUAUAGCACAGUACGGACCAGUAUCAGCUUUUACUGCAACUCCUCAAGGAUUCUUUGCUUACAAUAGUGGAAUUUUUGACGGAUGUCAAUUACCAAAAACCUUCCAAGUCAGUCAUGCUGUUGCGAUUGUCGGUUACGAUACAAACACUUGGCUUGUGAAAAACAGUUGGGGUAAGAAAUGGGGAGAGGACGGGUAUAUGAGAGUGAAGCGCCGAAAUGUUUGUAGGAUAUUGGAUUCUCCUGGUUACAUAACGGUAACAAAAUACCCUGAUUACGUUCCAGCUAAGGUUCCAGUUGAAGUUCCAGCUAAGGUUCCAGCUAAGGUUCCAGCUGAAAAAUCAGCUAAAAAUGCAGACGAGUCACGACCUACCUCAAGAUGUGAAGAUAAAGGAAAGGAGAGUGAUGAUAUCAACUGCGCUUAUUGGAAAACUCUGGGACAUUGUAAAUCGAAAAAAAUCAAGAUGGCCAAAUAUUGUGCAGAUACUUGCAAACUGUGUAAUUUCGUGGAUAAAUUGAAAAAUAAAAGUAUAGAACAAAGACGAGGUAGGAAUAAGUCCAAUAAACGAGGUGGUGGUAGAGGUGGCCGUCAACGAAAUUAUUCUCAAUAAUGAAUCAAUAUGAGCUGGAUGAGCUGGAUAAAGACAACCAUAUCUGUUCAUACCGGAAGAAAGCAGAAUAACGAACUGAGUCUGUAAGAUGUAUGUGCAGAGGGUUUAAUAGUUCAUUGUAAUUAUUAAAUCAGGGUAUUUUUUUAAAAGAGACUUUAUUUUUAAAUACUACUCAAAAUGAUUUACUAUCAACUUGGUCUGGAUUUUCUUAAA